Messenger RNA from Toxoplasma gondii ME49, 3469 nucleotides. RefSeq lists its product as hypothetical. Bases 1441 to 2508 code for a protein of 355 amino acids. The transcript has 5 exons. Lineage: Eukaryota; Apicomplexa; Conoidasida; Eucoccidiorida; Sarcocystidae. The record is from RefSeq and is a predicted model, not a curated record.
UCUCGGUGGAAAAAGGAAAUGCGCACUUGUCUGUGCAAAAGUGGGUUGUGGGCGGGGUGGGCGAGCACUCGAGGAAACCCGGACUUGUCAGAGUGCGCGGAAGUCGCUCUGUCGACUGCCCUUUUGCAACUGGGAAUUCGAGGUUUUCUGGCUUGCAAGCGUCCGUGUAAGGCAUCACAGUGUUAAUGGAGAAACUCAUCUGUGCCAAAGGUAGAACGUCUGUCCGCAAAGGGCAGUGCCUGAUGUAUGUGGCGCCCCAGAAAGUCGUUUUGGCGUCCCCGUAGUAGAUCGUAGAAACCAAUGGUUAUGGGAGGUAGAAAUGAAAUCCUAAAGAACUCGUAGUGACCUCUUUCCUUCCUGUAGUUCUGCGCGGCGAGAAAAGCAUUUCCUUAGGUAGCGAUCUGGCAUCAGCCCGUACUAGCUGUUUUGUGAAACGAGGGAGAGUCAAUCACUCGCGAGUCACAAAUGUAUUUAGUGAACACUUGAUCACUGUUUUUAUUGAACACCUACAAAAUACGGCGUUUAAGUCAAAAGUUUUGAUCUCCCCUCCCUGUCCCCACUUCGAUACUUCCUAAGCGCGCAACCCGGGGGUCGUUCUCUUUCAUUGACCAUAGCAGGUAGAACAAAGAAAAGGGUGAAGUGCUUCGCCUGCAGUUUUCUGGUCGAGUCAUCGGAGCUAAUCGCGAGAAGCACUCUGUAAAAGUCAGCUAAAAUGUUAAACACAAACCCUCGACAGUUGAAGUUUGAGUCCACAUCGGUCACGCUGCAGGCGGAUGCACACAUUCCUGCUCUGUCUCGUUUUCUCAAGAGUGACGUGAAGAACCGGCUUUUCAGAUGCUCGCAUGGUCAGGACCACCGUACUGAGAGCCUGAAGUUUUGCUUGUAAGGAGUUCCGUUUCUCUCACGCGCGGUCGCUGCACCUUCCAAGAGGAUCUUCCGACUUCGUUUUGCAUUGUCUGUACACAGGUGCUUCGCGCGACACGAAAUUGCGAAACUGCAGAACGCGAGUCGACUAAACAGAAACUUCUCUUUCUAGAGAGAGAGCUACGUGCGUGUAAACGGCUGAAGGUCUCUGUUGCGUGUGCACCAAGGAACCUUUUCCUCGCAAAUCCCGAAGUGAAGGGGAGAUUUUCUUCUAAACAGAACACCAACUUACAAACAUAGCGGUUGAAGGCUGUUACCUCUGCACGUUAGGAAUAAAACAGGUGCUACAGCGAGCUGUAAAGCUGCAAUGAGCCAGGAGACACAGUGGAAGACUCGUCCAGCCUUUUUAUCCGCAUGCUCGCGCGAAAUUCUACAACGACGGUGUCAAGGCGCGCGCUGGAUAGCCGGUGAUGACAAAGGACGCGAGCUUCUCACGUUUUAAUUUCGUGGUCUCCCAGAAACGGCAAAAAGCACGUUUUUUCGCGCGUCUCAUGCCCGGUUGCCUCCAGUGUGCGCAUGCAACGCGCAGCUUCUGCGGAUUCGACGCGCGUCUCUGCGCUUGCUGUUUCCGGUCUGGACGCAGCUGCAAACGUCGGUGCUUUUCACUUCGUCCGCGAUUUUAGAGGACCGGAAUCGCGUCUGGAAAACGAGUUAGAAGAAGUCGUUCCACUUCUUCUUUUCUCUGCGAGAGCUCCGUGGCUCCACUUUGCUCCGGUGUCUCCGCGGCUGCGUAAAGACUUUCCACGUUCGAUUUUCCUUUUAGUUUCUGAAGUUAUGCGUUGUCUUUCCACGAGCGCCUUCUCGCGAUCAAAAGUGGUGGCUGUAAACCUCGCAGUUCCUUUUCUGCCGGACGGGACCUCGCUCUCAAUUCUCCGUUCGCCGGUUUUCGCCGGUCGCGUCUCUGUUCUGCGCGAACUGUUCUGUUCUCCCUUAACGCGUAGAGCACUCGCGUUGCAUGCGGAGGACGCAAAAUGGCGGAGACAAGCGGAGACUGGAUGCAGGAGCGCAGCUGGAUUGAGCCUGAAGGAGAUUUUCUGCGAAAGUCUUACGAACAGUUGCCGCAGCUUUCGCUCGACGCUAACUGUCUCGACACCGCAAGCCGCGACUCUGCUCUCUCGCCUCGCCUGCCCCCGGCCUCGAGCACGACAGAGACGAACUCCCGAGGCAGACACAGGAAACCUCACACACGGCGACCUAGAAGAAAUGACGGCGAAGAUGAAGGAGAAGAUGGAAGCGAAGGAGCAGUCGACGGAGAAGAUGGAAGCGAAGGAGCAGUCGAAGGAAACGAUGGAAACGAAGGAGCAGUCGAAGGAGAAGGUGGAAACGAAGGAGCAGUCGAAGGAGAAGAUGGAAGCGAAGGAGCAGUCGAAGGAGAAGAUGGAAACGAAGAGAGGAAAGAGUCACUUGAGUUUGAUGACGACUCGGCGACGAGUUCUCUUCGGAUUCGAUGCCGUCGAUGCGAACAGCUUAUGGAGUUCGAUCCUGGAAGCCGAUUCGUACAGUGCUGCCGAUGCUCAGCGAUCAACCAGGUUCUGCGACGCGGGGAAGACGGAGUGCAUGCAGGCGGAGAGGUUCUCGGCAUGAUCUGUGCAAGGUGUUUAACGACGAACUUGACUCCGAGCGACAAGCGCUUGGUUCGUUGCGGGGUCUGUGGAACUAUUUCUGUGGUGCAUGCAAAAUUGCGAGCGAAUUCUGAGCAGCCCCCCGAGUAGAGUGUCGGAGGGGAAGAAGGACGUUUUCAUAGCGCGAAAGAAAAGGAUGGAACGGGGGAAACACGACGUUGCCGAAGCGGCCUCGCGCACCCUCGAAACUACGAAGUCGAGACGGCAAAAAACCGGUCUAGGCUCGCAGAGAACACUGGAGAUAGCGAGCACGUUGCCUGUGGGCAGUUCAACCGGCCUUUGCCCUUGUCAGAAGACGCAGGCGCAUGCAGGAUUCGUUUCUGCACUCACACAGAAGCUUUCGGCGCAUAGAGAGAGGGGGUGAAAACAGGUUUCGGUCGGUUUGCAGAGCGUUUUAGAAACUGGAUUUUUAAAAACGACUUUGCUAUCCGAACAGUAGUGAAGUCAAGGGUGUCGUGUGAAAUGUACUUCACGGUUUACACGCUUCACUUUACUGUAUAGGGAAGAGAUGGCUGUUUCGGCGGCGACUGACAACAACGCGACUUGACCACCGGUGCCUUCCAGAAAGGGUGGCAGGUUUGCCCGUAGGCAAAAAGCUUUUCGGGAGACACAGAAAAACGCCGAGAAGGCUGCGAGUCGACUGCAGAAGUGUGUGUGCGCUCGUGUCUUUCCAGAACGGUUCACGUAGCGACCUCUUGAUUCCUUUUGUUUUGGUAUGUCUGUCUGCAUGCGCGUGUGUAAAACCACACAGCGACAGGGAACUUGGGGCAAGCCGUGUCUUGUGGCGGAACUUUUUGUCUCUCCUUUUUUUCGACUUCCGACGGUCAGGUUUCUGCGAAUCUCCACUUACAGAUGAGAUUCGUGUAGCGUUCUUCAACUUUGUAAAACCAUGUUUUCCAGAGUAACUGACGAGCGCUGUGUCA